Messenger RNA from Schistosoma turkestanicum, 5421 nucleotides. NCBI's taxonomy places the organism in Eukaryota, Metazoa, Platyhelminthes, Trematoda, Strigeidida, Schistosomatidae. The record is from the annotation of a GenBank genome assembly.
CUAGAAUUAGACGGUUGACUGGCUAGACCCAAUUCAUUGGACACAACCGAGCACCUGAAACUGUGCUGAACGAACAAGAACUGAGCGCAAAGAAACCAAAUGGUUUAUACUGGAUCGUAACACAGAUAUUGGAUGUUGGAUAUUGGAUGCGAGGGCACUCUAGGUUUAUACGCUACUAAUUGGAUGGCGUUGUCUUCUGAUAGUUAUAUCAAGAAGGAUGCCUUGUCGUCUCUUGAAGACCUGUGCGUCAGAUGCGUAUGCAAGAAUUUGAAUGUGUUGACGUACUUAAGUAAUGAGAACUGUGAAGUUAGACGAAAAUGGAGGUUUCCAUAUCCAGGAUUUCGCCUGGUUGCCCGUCCUUCCCAGAAAAUUUUAUUACAACUUUGCAAACGAAACGCUCUGGAUGAUGAUCGAAUGAGUCUUUUUAAUGCAGACAGUGUUGAUCUUAUGUCUCCAGUUAUAAAGGAAGCUAAUGUCAGCCCAUCGUCUCUAAAAGUUCUCAAGGAUUUUCAUCUGUAUAGUCUUACCGCCAUGAACUUAACCAAAGUAAAUCUAAAUACCAUUAUAAGUUGUCUUGGCGAGUGGACUGUUCAAAACCUAAUGUGCCUCAAUAUAUCUGGAACAUCUAUUCUGUGCGAAACUCAUUUACCCAUACUAGUCGCACUUGGGAGGUUUAAGAAUCUUAGCGUCCUUAAUGCAAGUAGAACUGAACUUAGUACACAGUGUUUACAAAUUGUUGCCGAUGACCUUCUAAAUCUUCGUUAUCUUAACAUUUCCCGAACACGAGUAACGGACAUCACACCCCUAUUAAAUAUACGCGACCGUCUCAAUGGUUUGAUAAUGCAUCGAUUGCAACUAGAAAGGACAGAAGAUAUCGCAAAGUUACUGUAUACUGUGGUGGAACUCAAUCAACUGCGUAUACUUGAUGUAUCUGACAAACCACGAAACACUGUUGGCAGAUACGAUGCUGUCGACAAAUUUUGCUCACCAGAGGCCUUGCCAUUCUUGGAGCAUAUUGAUUUGUCAGGAAACCAAUUCGGAUUGAAACUUAGUGAUGCAAGAGCCUUGCUCGAAAGCCACCCUAGACUUACGUUCGCCGGGUUCGCAUCAUGGCUUUCAAGUCAUGAACAUGAGUUGGAAGGAAUAUACAGACUGUCUCAUCAGUAUCCCCAUAUUACAAUGUUGGGAGACCGAGGGGAUCAACUCUUGUUAAAUACUUUGACGCGUAAUAAGGAUAGAGCUUUUUAUCUUCAGCAUGCUCUCCAUAGUAUUUUUGAAGCGACGAGCAAUCGGGAAUCCGUUAAACCAGAUCUUCUGCAGGCUGUUUUGCGCGUAAUGAGGCUGCAUUUACGCAGAAUGGAAAUGAUAUUGGCAGGGACUGCUGUCAUCUACAACUUAACUCGAAGUGAACAAAGCAAUCAGUUACCUUUAGACCUACUCAAUCGUGCCGUACGUAUGACUUUAACAGCAAUGGAAAAGUUUCCGGAUAACAGACAGUUGCAAAAGAAUUGCUUUCUAACAUUGUGCAGCGACACUGUACUUUAUCGUGCUACUUUCAACUGUAUACAGUGUUGUGAACUGGUUUUCAACAACUUGUUGUCGUUUGAUGAUAUUCAUAUGAAACGUAUGGGUGUAGCCAUUAUUUCUAUACUAGCUGCCGAAAUUUCAACAUCUGGUCUAUCGGAUUUAGCAAAAGACCCAAGAAGAAUUGAAUGUCUCCUGAGUUAUGUUGCUGACAAAUGUCUUUUAGUGUCAGAUGUCCCAGAUCUUGGUUCAGCCUUACGAAGUUAUAUGCCACAGUUACGCUUACGCACUGAAGGAGCACCAAUUUUCGAUACUACUUUAAGAUUCACUUUAUCCGCCUUAUGGAAUCUCACGGAUGAAUGUCCAGAAGCCUGUUUAAGAUUUGUCCGUCAGGGUGGCCUAAUCAUAUAUGAAAAAGUUCUUAAACGAUUUGCUGACCAAGGUGAAGAGACUAAAAAUCAUGUCUAUACAAAGUGUCUGGGUCUACUUAAUAACAUAGCAGAAGUCGAACAAACACGUGAAUCGUUAUUAAAAGAAAGUCUGAUGAACUUCUUUUUCAAAAUGCUUAGACAUCCUUGUAUCCAGAUAAGUUAUUUUGCUGCUGGUAUUAUUGCUCAUCUGUCAUGUUUAAAAGAUGAUAUAUGGUUGCGUAAUAUUCAGUCAAGUCGUGAAAGCUAUGUGAAAUUAUUGGGUCAAGCUGUUUGCAAUUGGCAGCCCCCACAUUCUGAAAUGGUCGCUUAUCGUUCCUUUGAACCGUUUGGUCUACUAGUUUUGCAUCCAGAAAGUCGUUUAGAGAUACACUUGUGGGCUGUUUGGGCUAUACAUCAUAUAUUAACCAGAAAAGAAAUGCGUUAUGUACCGAUCUUAUGCGAAUGCCAACCGCUGUUAUCAUUUCUAAGAUUAGUCGUUUCUUUUGAUGAAGGAGUUCUAUGUGCCCAUAGUUUACAACGACAAUUAUCUGAUCAAAAACCGUGUAGUAUAAAUACUCAUUUCCAUAAUAAUGACAAUGAUGAUGUUAAAAAUAAUAACAAUUAUAGUGUGAAAAAUAGUGACCCGAUAAAAUCUGCAUCAACUUCUAGUAAUAUUAUUCGUCCUCAAUCAUCCAGUGUUUAUUCUCCUUCAAUAGAUUCUGAUCUUUAUUCAGAAGUAUCUGUUUCGUGUGAAACAGCUGCAGGUGAUUGUUUUAUGUCAGAAAGUCAGCAGGCACAAUCUUCAAGACAUUCAUCGACAGUUGGGCAUGUUGAACCUGUAGGACAGAGUGCAGAAGGUGUUUCAGCAUUUGUAGGACCUGAUGAAUCUCAACUUGCUUGUGCUCGACUUAUUCGUAAAAUGGCUUCAGAAAUACUUGCAUCCGUCGAUCGAACUUUACCAACACUACAGUCUACUUCUACUCAUACUCAUAACAAUAACAGACAUUGCGAUCCGCCUGAAUCGCAUUGUUAGGAAAAAAUGUAUCAUUUAGCGCUGGCGACCGACUGGUGUCAUUUUUACUUCUUAUAUUGAAAUCAAUAUCAAAGUCGGUUUGAUUACUAUUACAACAUCUGUGAUUAUUUCGGCGAAUUCAGUAAAUUAUGUAACUAAUCCAUUGAUCUAUUCUUGUAUUUUUACACACACCUCCACUGUCUUUCAUGUAACUAUAUUGACUCUGUUUAUUUGCUACUGGGAAAUCGAACAUUUAUCAUUCAUUCAGUAUAAUUACGCAUUAUUCUAAUCAUUAUUACAAAUUCAUACCAAUAACUGAUAGUCACUCUUAGUUACUUUCAUACAGUUUGUCCUAUUGAUAAAUUUAAUAGAGCAAGAACAAUUCAAACGUGACACAACAAAGUGAAUUCAUUGUAUUUCGAAGUUUCCCAUCAAUUGCGUACAAUCUUAACAUAUGAAUAGUACUAGUUAGUACAGUCAAUGUUCAUACUUUAUAUCAGAAAUGUAGUCAUCUCUACGGAUUACGAUAAUGUAUUCAAAUUAAACUAAAUUAAUCUUUCAUUUGUAAACAAUAUUGUCAUAUAUGUUAGCUUGACGAAGUAAGUGUGGCAACAGUGUCUUUUCUAAUGCAUAAAUCUGUUCUUUUAACUUCCUUAGUCUUAUCUGAGCUUCAUUUUUAAAUUUUUAAUCUUAUAAUCUGUUUUUUUUCUCUGCUAUUAUUAUGUAACUUGAAUAUCAUUCGCUUCCCUGGGAUUUUCCUAUCAUAUAUAUCAUAUAAUUAUGUUAUCAUUUGAAAACCUUUUAUCAUUCUUUUACAUUAUCGUUUCUUGAACCUUAUCGAUGAGACUACAUUUCUGAUAUGAUGAUGAUAUAAAGUAUGUACACUGAUUUUACUAACUAAUACCUUCGAAAUAAAAUGAAUUCAUCUUGUUCUGUCACGUUUGAAUAGUUGUCGCUCUAUUUAUCUUCUUAGUUAAACUUGUGUCGUUACCAAUUUUAUCGACAACAAUAAUAAUAAUGGUAAUACUAACAAUAAAAUAGUACCUAUACACACAGGUUUUUAUAUUUAAUCAAAAAUGAAUUUUCAUUUUACAUCAUGAGAGAAAUUGUGCUAUGUUAUUCCUAUUUACUUAUUAUACAUAUAUUGAAUUGUAUUUGUAUAUUUUUGGUUGUAAUAAUUGUAAGAUGAUGAUUAUUCUUGUUACAAUUCUUGUCAAUUUUGUUGUUGUUUCUCUUUCUCUGAUAUUCUCUUAUAUUCUUAACUUUAAUUUCAUUCUUGUAAUUAUUGAAGUUGCAUUUAAAGAUAAUUUAUUUUGAAUUUCUGUUUGUUUUUCAUUGAUGAACUGAUUCGUCGAAUAGAAUGUAUGAAUAAUCUUGGUGUAUUUAUUAAUUGACCUAUUCACAUAAGAUAAUAUGUGUAAUAGUAUAUAAUUAAUCGUAAAUAUGUGUGUGUACACUUUUGCAUGUACUCUAGAUAUUUGCACUCUCGUCGAUCUUGUUUUCUUUCUGUCUUUGUGUAUACAUGUGUAUCUGGUAUCAUGUGACUGUUUUUUCUUCAGUUUAGAUGCAGUCUCAUCAUAGAUUUUAUUUUUUGUGUUUGACUACUCCCUAAUCAAUUUUUGUUUGCCACUUAAUCAAAAAAACUCCCUUGCGUCCUAUAUUAUUAUAUUUGACUGUUUAAGCUUCUCUUAUUUCUGAUGGCUAUUGGAUAUGGUUUACCGAAUGCGAUAAGCUGUUCUAUUUUCAUAGAAAGCGAGCGCUACGAUUAUUUGUGGUAUGUUUUUACGGUCGACAUAGAUCUAUUGUACAUUUUCAAUCAUCUAUGGGUUUGAUAUCCGUAUCGUUGAUACAAUGGAUGUAAUUGUGAGAAGAUUAAUAUUAUUCGGUAAAAGUUAUUCAUAUCCCGAAACUGGUGUCGUUCUCCAUUUCACCCAAUAUUAUUCUAAUAUUUCUAGUGAUUACUGGUCAUCUACCUGUUGCUAAUUGGCUUCGACUACUGUAUUGAUGAAAUGCAACAAAUAAUUGCGAGAUCCUUAUUUUGUUAUCAGAACUAGAAGAUAAUAGUGUGAUAUUCUUCGUACUGAGCUUAAAUCCUAAGUAAUGUUCAUUUUGAGGAAAGAUAUCUUUGAGCUAUUUCUUUUCUCUACCAUAAACUAAUUAAUCCUUGCAACCAUAAUCGAUGUUCUUAACAAAAUUCUUUGUUAAAUGGAUACAUACUUGCCAAAAAGAAUCGAUGAUUAUCAGAUAUAAUCAAUAUUGGAAGUUCGUUUUGCGCAAGGUUAUCAGUCACAGAGUAUACGUACUUCGCGUCGCUUGUAUUAUAAAUUCAAUGUAAUUUUAUAUUCUUUAUAGUUGAAUAAAAUCAAUUCAUUUUCCAAGUUAAACCCCUUUAUAUAAUGUGUCAUAUUAAUUUUUAUAUAUUUUGUAAACCGUUUGCAUGUUGUGAAUAAAUUUCAGUAAUAUAUUCAUAUAAAU